Molecule: messenger RNA, 3511 nt
Organism: Topomyia yanbarensis
Lineage: Eukaryota; Metazoa; Arthropoda; Insecta; Diptera; Culicidae
Exons: 5
Coding region: 327-3140 (937 amino acids)
Molecular function (GO): dopamine receptor binding
Source: RefSeq, a predicted model, not a curated record
UGUUUCUGUCAUCACCGCACUGCCUGCGUGAAAACUCGGUAGCGAUUUGGAACCUUGGUGUAUAGAAUUAAUUUUCGGUUUUUUCUUGCACAAAUUGUGUGGUUUCUGGUUUGAAUUGGUUCUGCUGGACACUGGCCGUUUUAUGGAUUACGAUUAAGUAGAUCCGAGUUCGAAUGGAAAAAGUUCCACAUCAAAACUCUUCCACUGCCAGAAGUAUCGUUCAUCGGUGUGUGCGAGUGAUCCGUGUGUAAGUAGAUUCACUGGCAAAGAUUGGAAUAUUUCCAUCGGAGCUGUUUUCGAGUCGUGAUACUACUGGUGCAAUAGCAAUGGCUAAUUCUGGCAACGAACCGAAUGAGACUUUCUGGGACCAAGAUCAUGGCAAUCAGCAGCAACAACAAUUUGCUACAGCAGAUUGCUCAGUUCCCGCACCAUCCAGCAGCUAUUAUCAUCCUACUGCCGAUUCUGGUUUGAAUUACAAUCAUCUCCCAGCCGGGGACAACUUUACCGUUCUUGCCGAUGGAUUUGGUAAUUUUAUCAAGGUGUACCAUCAACCCAGUGAAGAUGUUAACCUAAAUAAUCCCACUGGAAAGUAUGAAUAUGAGCUGUUUUCAAGCAAUAACAAUUUUAUGCGACCGGCACCUGGUUUGGGAUAUUUUUUCCAUCAGCAGCAACCACAACAACAGCAAGGGCCUGCACCGGUAACUACUACAAGUUCUGCUGUAGGUCAGCCUGAAAAUGCAGUUAGCAACACUAGUAUGCUCAUAAAUCAACUGGUGGGAAAUUGGGCUCCAACCAUUUCUGGAACGUAUUCGCCAUUUGGAGGUGGCGGUCCAUCGCUUCUUGCCGAAGGUUUGCCAAGAUCCUCUCCGGAAACGUUUGUUCAAGCUCAACAACCUCCGUUUCCUCCGCAACAUCAACCGCAGACUUCUUCAAUACCACAACAAGUACAACCAUCUCCGGUACAUCAACCGGCUCAGAUGCAUCAGCAACUGUCUCCGAAAGCGUUAAAUGAUAUAGUGAAUCCCACACAACAGCAGCCAGUUUCGGCUGUUGCAGCCGCUGCUACCACUACUAUCAAUUAUAACCAACUGAAUGAUGAUAAUAGUGCCAAGUUGAAUCAAAAUGUUAACAAGAAACAGCGUAUCGUUGCCGAGGUUAAACCAAUGCGGAUGUCUUAUUCUGAUGUGUUGAGUAAGAACGUGGUUCCGUCAACAACGCCAAUGGUAUCAACAUCCGCAAAUGGUACCACUGGCAGUGGUACGAAUGCGAAGCAGGUGGCAUCUUUUCCGGGAAAUAAUGGUCAUUCUUCGGCCGGUGGCAAAUCGAACAAAGCGGAAAAAAGUGUAGGUAAGAAACCGCAGUCUUUUACUAAUUCGGAGGAAAAAUUCAACCGCAAGAUGGAUCGAAACAAUGCGACGGGGCAGAAAAAGGUUGGCGUACAAUCUGGCGGAUCAGUAGGUCUUCAACAAUCAACGGAGACGCCUGGCUGUUCGAAAUCAACACUGGUAACUAAUGGUUCCGAUAAGCUGGGUAGAAAGAUAGAUAAGCCAAACAACAAGAAUCUGAAGGGAGGAAACAUCUCUGCUGGAAAGAAGAAUCGCUUACGCAAUUUCAACGAUUCGUACACAAUUCAGGACGUGCAAAGUGUCCCGAAUAAGGAAACGCAUACGUCGGGGGAAGCCGAAGAACUAGAUGAAGACAACGAAGAUCAGGAGGAGGAGGAUGAUGAUGAUUCUGAGGAGUACGACGAAGAGUCACACCAGCAGCAGCAACAACAAUCUUUCAUGUACAAUGUCAAGAAAAAUAACAACCCAAACGAUACUCACAUUGAAAAGAUUGCCGGCUCUCGUGGUGCGCAUAAACGAAGUGGGCGAACUUCGGGGACAGGUCGUAUGAAACCGGAGAAGUCUCAUCAACAAUCACCAAAUGGCAAACGUGGACAGCGACCUAGAAAAAAUCAGAAAUCUGUUAUUAUUCAGAAGAUUGUCAACGCUUGGCUCGAGUACUCGGUGAUUGUUCUGCUGUGGUUGUGGUCUUUAGUGAGCGAUGUGGUUUAUCUUAGUCUGAGACUCGUUUGGGACUAUCUGGUAGCAGGAUAUCAAUACUGCGAACAGCACGUCACUAGUUUAAAACAGGAAUUGCAGCAGAAUCGACCAGGGUCUUGGCUGAAAAGUGUAUGGAAAUCGUUUGAUAAUCGCUUCGCGAAGGAUUCAGGCUGGGCCUUUUGGCGCGGGAAACCGAAAUCGGCUCCGACCGAAGAUCAAACGACUCCUGGUGGGAAAAAUUACUACAAAGACGGACGGUUGCCAUCGACGGCGGACGAGGCCAUGUCUUCGCUAUUGAAUUGUAAGGGUAAGGAUGCGUACAGCAUUCUCGGUGUAAGUCCCGAGUGUUCACAGGAACAGAUUCGAAAGCACUACAAAAAAAUUGCCGUCUUGGUUCAUCCGGACAAAAAUAAGCAGCCGGGUGCGGAGGAGGCUUUCAAGGUGCUGCAGAGAUCGUUCGAGUUGAUUGGUGAACCGGAAAACCGUAAAGGGUACGAUCAAAGUCUUGCCGAAGCGUUGAACGCGGAAAAGGCCUGGUCGGAGAUAAAUGAUCUGUUGACUCAACUACACACGAAAAUCUCAGAAGCUGCUAAUACUAUCAGAUGUAGCAGUUGUUGCCUCAGACACCCACGCAAACCAACAGGACGCGCUCAUUACGCUGCCAGGGAGUGUAAUUCGUGCAAAAUUCGACAUUCCGCCAGAGAGGGCGACAUCUGGGCCGAAACAAGUUUUUUCGGUAUGCGCUGGAAGUACUUGGCCAUGAUGGAGGGUAACGUGUACGACAUUACCGAGUGGGCCAACUGCCAGAAGGGAGCAUUGUCCCAUUUGCAACCUAACUCGCACAUCGUUCAGUACCGGAUAGUGCUCGGAGGAAACUCGCAGCAACAGCAGCAGCAACAACAACAGCAUGGUCAGCAACAAUCCGGUGCGCAAGGACAGCCGAGUGAGAAGGAUGCCGCUGGUCGUUCACGAAAGGAUGCUCCUUCAAGCGAACCGAACCUGGACGAUUUUCUGAACAAUAUUUACGGAGGUCAGAACCAACAGGGACAACAGCAGGCGCAAAGCAGCUCCCGUCGAAGGCACCGUAGGAAUUAGGCUGCGAACCACACGUUUUCCUAUUGAGUAGUAGUUUGUAGAAGACUAAUAGUAGAGAUUAUUACUAUGUAUUUUUAGCUAAAGUUUUUGUCGCUAACCGCGAUCUACUCUGAGGUCCGCUUUAACUUUAACCUUCAAACGAAAGCAAGUCGGUACAAAAUUUAGCGAAUUGAGCAAUAUUGUACGGUUGAAUCAUUGUGAAUGAAGUUGACGUUGAAGCGAGCCCGAUAGGGUAAGAAACACAAACACAUUAGUAACUCCUAUCGUAGCUGUAGUAGUGGACCUUGAGACAUAGAUCAGCAAAUCUCGAUAAGUAAUUGCUGAAUACAGCUGAAGCUAUAUAAUAAAUGCUAAAUAUAGCGAUAAAUGAA